AAUAUAUAAAAUUGGUAGAGAAACAGCAAGAAAUGCACGUGAACUUUUAUAUACAAACUUCGAGGACCUCAGUGUCAUUGCAAACCAAACCACCCAUUGUAGAGAGAAAGAAGAAACAAAAAACAACCUGUGAAACAGAUGAAGGUGCAAGGUUGUGAGGUUGAAGCCAUUGGCAUAAACUACAAGAUCCACACAAACAAAACAGAACACCCUUUUAAAAUCUUCAGCAAAUCACCACAGCUAGAUAGUACUGAUGGUCAAGAAACAGAAGAUGAGGAAGAAGGAACAAGAGGUGAAAAAAGUUGCAGUGGAGUGAGGCGUGUACUCAAGAAUGUGAGUUUUCAUGCAAAACCAUGGGAGAUUCUGGCAAUUGUUGGACCAAGUGGAGCUGGAAAGUCAUCACUACUUGAGAUCUUAGCAGGUAAACACACUCCACAAAAAGGGUCAGUGUUGUUGAACCAGAAACCUGUUGAAAAAUCUCAGUUCAGAAAGCUAUCAGGUUAUGUUACUCAAAAGGAUACUUUGUUUCCCUUACUUACAGUUGAAGAAACCAUGAUGUUCAGUGCAAGGCUAAGGCUAAAACUUCCUCAACAACAACUAUGUUCAAGGGUCAAGUCGCUGAUUCAAGAGCUUGGACUUGAUCAUGUUGCUGGGACUAGAAUUGGCGACGAUCGAGUUCGAGGUAUAUCAGGCGGGGAAAGGCGCAGAGUUUCUAUUGGUGUAGAAAUCGUGCAUGAUCCAAAAGUUUUGAUUCUUGAUGAACCAACUUCUGGGCUUGAUAGUACUUCAGCUUUGCAAAUUAUUGAUAUGCUUAAGGUUAUGGCUGAAACUAGGGGAAGAACUAUAAUACUAAGUAUUCACCAACCUGGUUUCAGAAUUGUGAAGCUGUUCAAUUCAUUGUUGUUGUUGGCUAAUGGUUCUGUGCUACAUCAUGGAAGUGCUGAUUUACUGAGUUUGAAUUUGAGAUUAAUGGGUCUAGAGCUUCCUCUUCAUGUCAAUGUAGUUGAAUUUGCUAUUGAUUCUAUUGAUACCAUUCAGCAACAACAACAAUGUCAGGUGGAAACCGAAACGCCGAGGCUAUUGCAAGGGACAAUGCAACAGAAGAAAGGUGCUGAUAAUGAACAACAACCAGGUGAGAGUAAAAUUGGUAAGUUCACUUUGCAGCAGCUAUUUCAACAAUCUAAAGUAAUUGAUGAAGAUACCAUCAAUAAUAAAGGAACUGGAGUGGAUUUCACUUAUGAUUUUGCGAAUUCUAGAUUGAGAGAAACUAUGAUUCUAACUCAUAGAUUCUCCAAAAACAUAUUUCGUACAAGAGAGCUAUUUGCAUGUAGGACGAUUCAGAUGCUAAUUUCAGGACUAGUUUUAGGAUCAAUCUUUUGUAACCUCAAAGAUGAUCUAAAAGGAACAGAAGAAAAGGUUGGUCUAUUUGCUUUCGUAUUAACCUUUCUGUUAUCAAGCAGCAUAGAAGCUCUCCCAAUUUUUCUACAAGAAAGGGAAAUUCUCAUGAAAGAAACAUCUUGCGGAAGCUACCGCGUGUCAUCUUAUGCUAUUGCAAAUGGACUAGUUUAUUUGCCAUUUCUUCUAAUCCUAGCCAUUUUGUUCACAGUUCCUUUAUACUGGCUUGUUGGUCUCAACACAAACUUCACUGCUUUUCUGCACUUUCUGUUACUGAUAUGGCUUAUUCUUUAUACAGCUAAUUCAGUUGUGGUGUGUUUCAGUGCUCUUGUGCCUAAUUUCAUUGUUGGGAAUUCAGUGAUUAAUGGUGUUAUAGGUUCUUUCUUUUUGUUCUCUGGUUACUUCAUAUCAAACCAUGAGAUUCCUAGUUACUGGAUUUUCAUGCAUUAUAUAUCACUUUUUAAGUAUCCCUUUGAAGGGUUUCUGAUCAAUGAGUUCUCAAACUCGACAAAGUGUUUGGAGUACAUGUUUGGUACAUGUGUGAUGAAGGGAGAGGAUGUGCUUAAAGAAGAAGGGUAUGGAGGGGAAGGUAGCAGAUGGAAGAAUGUUGGUGUCACUGUUGGCUUCAUCAUGGUUUACAGAUUCAUUUCUUAUGUUAUUCUGAGAUACAAAUGCUCAGAGAGAAGGGUCUAGAGGCUAUGAACAGGUACAACAUCAAGAUGUUCUAUGGAAUGUCACGACAUGCUCUGUGACAUCAGUACUUGACAGCAGUUACUGUUAUAUUUAGCUGUCACGCGCCUGCUGAGCUGGAAUAUAAAGAUUCAGUAAGUACUCAAAAGAUGCAGAAUAUUCUAUGGAAUAUUAUGCAGUCCUAUGUGGCGCAGGUUUAAAAGAAUCAAGAUUAGAAUAUUGGAGAAUUAUGCAGUUUCCAAUUAUGAAGAUAAAUUAGGAAACUUAUGAUUGAAGACCUUGUUUUUAGCAGAAAGUUUUCUGUGAGUUGUAACAGCAAAUAAUGCUGUGAUUGUAAGCCCAAGUCCAGUUGGGAAUAGGUUAUAAAUAGGAAACUUUGUAACCUAGUUUAUUAAGCUAGCCGGCGUUUAGAAAGAUGUAACCAUUAGGGUUAGCCGUGUAGGUGAACCUCCCGGUUUGUGGGAAGGUCACUGAUUUGUGCCUCGAAGCCUGUAGGUAAGAGGUUUGUUUUAUUCACUCAGAAGUUGUGAAGCAAUGAGUGGAGCUGUGUUCUUGGAGGAAGCUUUGAAGCAACUCUAAGUUAUGUU
Messenger RNA from Vicia villosa (hairy vetch), 2672 nucleotides. Its product is annotated as ABC transporter G family member 5-like. The record is from RefSeq and is a predicted model, not a curated record. The transcript has 2 exons. Gene Ontology annotation, molecular function: ABC-type transporter activity; ATP binding; ATP hydrolysis activity. The coding region runs from base 139 to 2088 and encodes 649 amino acids. Gene Ontology annotation, cellular component: membrane. Lineage: Eukaryota; Viridiplantae; Streptophyta; Magnoliopsida; Fabales; Fabaceae.